CAUGCCCACUCAUUCAAUUCACACAACAGAUUAAUAGUCAGACCUUGACGAGCAAGUCUCCGGGUCCGGGCGGCAGUUUCCGUUAUAUAAAGGCCCACGUGGCGCUCAUCCUCACGGUCGCCGCCCCUCUAUUUUAGCCUUCAAAUUUUUAUUCUUCACUUCUUCUUACAAUCUCUCUUUCUCUCUCCUCUCUCUCUCUCUGCCCAAAAAGGACCCUCUCAGUCUUCCCAAGUCUUCACUUCAGACACGAACUCUCAGGGCGCGGUUCUCCGAUUUCCGGGACGCAAAUGUCCGCUUGAAACCACAAGGUUUCUUGGCGGGUUCUGAGUCUUGCGGCAGCAGACCAUUCGUGGCGAGCAUCAGAAUUGAAGAAAGUGCUCGCUCGCACGGAGCAUCGGAGAAAAGAACUGGUAACUGGUUUUAGAAUCUUAUUCUGUAGGGGAACCUAGGGUUUUUCGUUUUAAUUCAAAGCAAAGCUCCGUUCUUGUUUCAGACUUUUCGUUUUCGACCUAGGGUUUUUGAAUUUUUGUGUUGAGAAUUGAGCCCCAGAGAAAGCGACUGGGUUAGGAUUGUGAUAAGUGUUGAAGAGUCACCGAUUGUGAUGAUUUUAGGAAUUGAAGAGUUGAAUUCUCAAUGGAUAUAGACGCGGUUGUAGGGGAUGUUGGUUCUUUCGAUCCUGAGCUUUUACAGCUCCCGGAAUUGUCUCCGUUUGCGCUUAAAGCUAGUCCCCAAAUUGCCGAGGAUUUGUACGCACAGUGGCUUUCGCUUCCUCAAACCGGUCGAUUGGUGAAAUCUCUAAUUGACGAUGCAACCGCAGGCAUUCCCAUCAAUGCCCUUGGGAACUCUUCAAGUGCAAAUGCUGCCGGGAGCAAUUCAUUACCUUCCAUGUUUCAGGCUGGAAGUACACCCCCACUUUCACCGAGAAGUUCCUCUGGUUCUCCUCGCUUUUCAAAGCUGAAAACUAGUCCUUCUUCUCUGCGAUCUCCGCUAAAAGUGGUUAGUGAACCAGUUCGAGAAGCCAUUCCUCAGUUCUAUUUUCAAAAUGGCCGUCCACCACCAAAGGAACUUCAGGAGCAUUGUCUUUCUAGAAUUAAUGACCUUUUUGGUGGUCAUAUGGAUGGAUUGCAACUUCACGAGUUUAAGUUGGUUACGAAGGAGUUAUGCAAGCUACCAACAUUUUUCUCCUCUGCUAUCUUUAAAAAGAUAGAUACUAGCUGCAGCGGGAUAGUGACCAGGGAUGCAUUCGUCAGAUAUUGGGUCGAUGGCAAUAUGCUGACAAUGGAUACAGCAACUCAAAUAUUUAAAAUUCUAAAGCAGUCUGAUAGCAAUUACCUUACUCAGGUAGACUUCAAACCCAUUCUUCUAGAGCUUGUGGCAACCCAUCCAGGGUUAGAAUUUUUACAUGGAACUCCUGAAUUUCAAGAAAGAUAUGCUGAAACUGUAAUAUACAGAAUAUUUUACUACAUAAAUAGAUCAGGAAACGGUCGCCUUACCCUCAGGGAGCUGAAACGAGGAAAUCUAAUUGCUGCCAUGCAACAUGCAGAUGAGGAAGAGGACAUUAACAAAGUUCUGAGGUACUUCUCUUAUGAACAUUUUUAUGUUAUAUACUGCAAAUUUUGGGAGCUGGACACGGACCAUGAUUUCUUGAUUGACAAAGAGAACCUCAUUAGAUAUGGUAACCAUGCCCUUACCUACAGGAUUGUUGAUAGAGUAUUUUCGCAGAUUCCGAGAAAGUUUACUAGCAAGGUUGAAGGGAAGAUGGGUUAUGAAGAUUUUGUUUACUUCAUGCUGUCAGAGGAGGAUAAGUCGUGUGAGCCUAGCCUUGAGUAUUGGUUCAAAUGUAUAGAUUUGGAUGGAAAUGGAGUCCUUACACCCAAUGAGUUGCAGUUCUUUUAUGAGGAGCAGCUGCAUCGUAUGGAAUGCAUGGCCCAAGAACCUGUUCUAUUUGAGGAUAUUUUGUGCCAAAUAGUUGACAUGAUUGCACCAGAGAGGGAAGAUUAUCUCACACUAGCUGACUUGAAAGGGUGCAAACUUUCAGGAAAUGUCUUCAAUAUCCUUUUCAACCUUAAUAAGUUUAUAGCUUUUGAAAGUCGUGAUCCAUUUCUUAUUCGCCAGGAACGCGAGGAUCCAACUUUGACAGAGUGGGACCGCUUUGCACACAGAGAAUAUAUAAGGCUGUCAAUGGAAGAAGAUGGUGAGAAUGCCUCUAAUGGAAGUGUAGAAGUAUGGGAUGAAUCACUCGAGGCUCCUUUUUAAGUUCAAGAAGUUGCCCAUGAGAUAGCUUCAGAUGCCUCGUCAAAGUUGCUCAUUUCAAUGAAGAAUAAUUUGUUAUGUCAAAAUGCUCCAUGGCACACAUCAGCGGCAGUAGUCCUGUUCAACAUUAAAUCUCAAGCUUGGUCAUGUAACCUUCAUCAACCGUAUUCAACCAACCUUGGCACUCAUUUUGUUUGAUAGGCAAUGAGCUUGCCCUUUCAUGAAAUUCAAGGAGGUACAAACUGGAAUUCCACAGUGAAUAGCUCGUUUGCAACGGGAGAGAGUGCAAUUAAUCAUUGACGAGGUAACAGUAGUCCAUGCUGUUAUCGAAGGAGUGAGAUUGUUUCCAAAAGCAGCUCACCAUCUGGUUGCUUUUCUUCUGGUGCCUCUUUGUAGGUCAAGGCAAGGUGGCUGGCAAGUAUGUCCUUGUAAACUUCAAGUGCCUUGUAAUUUUGCUCAGAUGUUCUAUUUUGGUCCAACAGCCCCCCAAACCAUUUUAUUCUCGUUGCUUUCUCUAGCUUUAUACCUUGUCCAUAGCUUAUUUUAUUGGAUUUUUUUAAUUGAAAGAAUGAAGAAAAGGAAAAUGUGCAGGAGUUUGAGGCUU
Molecule: messenger RNA, 2857 nt
Organism: Prunus mume (Japanese apricot)
Lineage: Eukaryota; Viridiplantae; Streptophyta; Magnoliopsida; Rosales; Rosaceae
Product: serine/threonine protein phosphatase 2A regulatory subunit B''beta
Biological process (GO): protein dephosphorylation
Cellular component (GO): protein phosphatase type 2A complex
Molecular function (GO): protein phosphatase regulator activity; calcium ion binding
Source: RefSeq, a predicted model, not a curated record